AUUUUUCACUUGUCACAUGAUAGGAUGGGACGUAUUUUGAAGCUGCGCGCGCAUAGUCCACCACAGCUAAGCCACCACGAGCAAGGGCUCUGAGCCUGCAGUUAGGUAUACACUCUUGGGGGGGAUGAACAUUGUGGUGCUCAGUUAAAACUGUACUGAAGAGCUAAAAUAUACAAAGCGCUCACAAUGUCAGCUGCUGCAGAUGAAGAGCACCUGAACCAAGAAGAGGGCAACGUGGAACCCGAGACGGAAUAUGGAAUAGAGGACAUUGGGAUGAGAUAUGUAUUCUACAGGGAUAGAAAAGAAUGGGCUGAUGUCGAUCCAGUGCCACAGGACGAUGGACCAAACCCCAUAGUAAAGAUUGCCUACUCUGACAAAUUUAUGGAUGUGUUUGAUUAUUUCCGAGCUGUGCUUCGGCGAGAUGAACGGAGUGAGAGAGCAUUUCAAUUAACUGCAGAUGCUAUUGAACUUAAUGCUGCAAACUACACAGUAUGGCAUUAUCGAAGAGUUCUAGUGCAGUCAUUACAGAAAGAUCUGCGUGAAGAGAUGAAGUAUAUUACAGCUAUCAUUGAAGACCAGCCCAAGAACUAUCAAGUCUGGCAUCACAGACGGAUGAUAGUGGAGUGGUUGAAGGAUCCUUCCCAAGAGCUGGAGUUUAUUGCUGAUAUUCUAAGUCAGGAUGCAAAGAACUACCAUGCCUGGCAACAUCGGCAGUGGGUUAUUCAGGAGUAUAAGCUUUGGGAUGGUGAAUUGGAGUAUAUAGACCAGUUGCUGGAUGAAGAUGUAAGAAACAACUCGGCUUGGAACCAAAGGCAUUUUGUAAUCUUCAACACAACCGGAUACAACGAUACUGCAGUUCUGGAGAGAGAAGUCCAGUAUAGCCUCAAGCUUAUCAAAAAGGCGCCUCAUAAUGAAAGUGCCUGGAACUAUCUGAAAGGAAUAUUGCAGGAUCAUUGCUUAUCAACAUAUCCAAACUUAAUGGAACAGAUACUUGAAUUGCAGCAAACCCAUAGCUCUCCCUACCUGAUUGCCUUCCUUGUAGACAUGUAUGAAGACAUGCUUGAGAAUGUACACAAUAACCAGGAGGAGACCUUAAACAAUGCACUGGAGUUAUGUGACCUUUUGGCUGAAGAAAAAGACAACAUAAGACAAGAGUACUGGAAAUACAUAAGGGGAUGUCUUAAGAACAAAUACGGCACCAGUGAAGAAUCUGAGAGUCCAUCAGAAGAGCAUUAAAAAUGAUUUAGAAAUGUUAUAUUUCAGAAAGGAUCGUGAUGGGGGGGGGGGGGCGUGGGGCAUACCCAGUUAAAAAGUUGUCUAGAAUUGUACAGUAACAUUCUAGCCUACUGAAUAAUUUCAAACAGCAAAUAUAGAUGUGUGACCAAGGAUGGGAAUAAGACUCCCAUUGCAUAGGAGUUUGUUCCAUACCUGGUUUUACUACGAGUUUAUUUUUUAUUAUUUUUUUAACAAAUGCCUUUAUCCAAGGCGACUUACAGAGACUAGGGUGUGUGAACUAUGCAUCAUCUGCAGAGUCACUUACAAUUACAUCUCACUCGAAAGACUGAGCACGAGGAGGUUAAGUGACUUGCUCAGGGUCACAAAAUGAGUCAGUGGCUGUGGGUUUUGAACCGGGGACCUCCUGGUUACAAGCCCUUUUCUUUAUCCACUGGACCACACAGCCUCCUAUAAUAAUACAUUCCUGUAAUAAGACACUCCUGUAAUAUGACACUCAUGAGCUUGUUGCCUAUACACUGUUUAAUCAAGCUCAUAGGAAAACCUGGAAUGGGUGAAACUGCUAUGCAAUAGGAGUCUUAUUUCCAUCCCUGUCUGAUGCCUUUAAGAUUAAGAUUACAUGGACUGAAAUCUCUCCUGUGCAUCUUCACUCCAGUACAGUAGAAUGAAGUUAUGUGGACAGAUAGUGCAUUUAUUACAGUACUUGGCCACUAAAGUAUUUAAAUUAUGUUGUCACAUCUUAGCUCUGAUCAGAGGAAGAAAUAAUGGCUUUAAAAGUAGUUUAUGUUGUCGACAUUAACAUAUUUUUUUAAAAACAAUUGUUUUACCAGGCAUAUCCAUGCUCAUAACUGCAUUUAAUUUUGUACUUUAGAUUUAAUAAAUGAAAUUACAUUCUUGUC
This is a messenger RNA of Acipenser ruthenus (sterlet), 2132 nucleotides long. Its product is annotated as protein farnesyltransferase/geranylgeranyltransferase type-1 subunit alpha-like. Bases 187 to 1236 code for a protein of 349 amino acids. The transcript has 9 exons. NCBI's taxonomy places the organism in Eukaryota, Metazoa, Chordata, Actinopteri, Acipenseriformes, Acipenseridae. The record is from RefSeq and is a predicted model, not a curated record. Gene Ontology annotation, molecular function: CAAX-protein geranylgeranyltransferase activity; protein farnesyltransferase activity. Gene Ontology annotation, cellular component: CAAX-protein geranylgeranyltransferase complex; protein farnesyltransferase complex; cytoplasm. Gene Ontology annotation, biological process: protein geranylgeranylation; protein farnesylation.